AUGCGGGAGUCCAUCAAAUACAUCCAGGACGGACCACGCCCGGACACCUUGAUGAACAUCGCGCGGACAUCUCUCUCCUCGAAGUUCAUUGGCUCGGAGAGCGCGGUCUUUUGCCAGAUCAUCGUGGAUGCCGUGAAGGCUGUGAAGAUCGUGAACCCACAGGGCAAGGCCAAGUACCCUGUGAACCAGAUCAACGUGCUCCAGUCGCACGGUCAGAGCAGCCACGAAUCGGUGCUGAUUCCCAACGGCUAUGCGAUGCGGAUCAUGAGGGCUUCGCAGGAGAUGCCUGCCUGGGUUGCCCCAGCCAAGAUUGCUUUGCUGGAUUUUGACCUCAAGAAGCAUCGCAUGUCCAUGAACGUCAACAUCGUGAUCGACGACCCCGAGGAGCUCGAGCGUGUGCGGCAGAAGGAGAUGGACAUCACCAAGGAGAAGAUCCAAAAGAUCCUGGAUACUGGUGUCAAUGCCAUCUUCACCACCAAGGGUAUCGAUGACUUCGCAAUGAAGUACCUGGUUGAGGCCGGGGUCUUGGGAGUCCGCCGUGUGGACAAGAAGGACAUCAAGCGCAUUGCCAAGGUGACGGGUGCACAGGUCCUUCUGACCUUGGCGACGGCAGAUGGCGAUGAGGCCUUUGAUGCCAGCUAUGCCGGUGCUGCAGAUGAGGUCACCAACGAGCGCGUUGGUGACAACGACUUCGUGUUCAUCAAGGGAUGCAAAGCCAGCAAGGCAUGCAGCAUCCUCAUCAGAGGGGCCAACGAGUUCAUGCUGGAGGAAGCCAGCAGAUCGGUCCACGAUGCACUUUGCGCGGUCUCCCGGACGCUAGAGUCCAAUGCAGUGGUCCCUGGGGGCGGGGCCGUGGAGACCGCGGUGAGUUUGCACUUGGAGGACCAUGCUAGGACCUACGACACCUACGAGCAGUGGGCCAUCGCGGAGUUCGCUGAGGCCUUGCUGACGAUCCCCAAGACGCUGGCCAUUAACGCGGCCUUGGACGCCAUCGAUCUCCUAGCUGCUCUCCGGGUGAGGCACCACGCUUCUCAGCAGGCCUCUGACCCCAAGAAGAAAGACUACAAGUGGUAUGGUCUGGACCUGAUCAAUGGCACCGUCCGCAACCAGGUCGUCAAUGGCGUUUUGGAGCCCAUGGUUUCAAAGCUCAAGUCUUUGAAGUUCGCCACAGAGGCUGCCAUCACCAUCCUUCGGAUCGAUGAUCUGGUGAGAAUUGCCCCAGAUCCACAGGAUGAGGCACAGUAA
Molecule: messenger RNA, 1245 nt
Organism: Symbiodinium pilosum
Lineage: Eukaryota; Dinophyceae; Suessiales; Symbiodiniaceae
Source: the annotation of a GenBank genome assembly